GAGAAAAGGCUGGCAGGCUGCUUGUGUCCGGAACCGGCGACGGUGAAACCUCUCCAUAUAAAACGCCGCGUAUUCCUCCCGAACAUAUCUGUCCUCUCCCGCGCUUCUCCAUCUUUGUCUCCUAUUACAUUUUUUUUCCUUCUCUCUCUCAUCUAAUCCUUCUCUUUUCCUCCUCCUCCUCCUCCUCCUCCGCGUUUUCUUCGAUAUAUAUCUCCGUCGUUCUACGUACCAGCUUCGAGGAUAUCCUUGAUCUUCUAGCAGUCAACUGCCAUAAAGAUUGAGCUAAGACUGAGCAUACAACAGCAUCAUAGCAUUUAGAGUACAAAUCGCAGAGAAGGAAGAAGAUGGGGUUCUUGUCUCUGUUUCUGCUGGCAUCUGAACCAAUCAUUCAAGUCCUACUCAUUGGCUCUCUUGGAGCAUAUCUUGCGAGUGGUUACAGCAAUAUAUUGACAGCAUCUGCCCGGAAAGACAUGAACAGGGUUGUGUUUGCUGUCUUCACACCAGCUCUCAUGUUUGCUAGCCUAGCCAAGACUGUCACGCUCAAAGACAUCAUCUCUUGGUGGUUCAUGCCUAUCAACAUUGGGAUCACAUUCUUAGUUGGUGGGAUCCUUGGAUGGAUAACUGUGGAGAUCUUGAGACCACCACGCCAUCUCGAGAACCUUGUCAUCGCUACCUGCUCUGCUGGAAACUUGGGCAAUCUUCUUUUGAUAAUUGUCCCAGCAGUUUGUGACGAGGAAGGCAAUCCAUUUGGGCAGCACAGUAUUUGCAGGUCCCGGGGGCUCUCCUAUGUGUCUUUCUCCAUGGCGCUUGGAGGAUUCUACAUAUGGACAUAUACCUACAGUCUUAUGAAGAAGGCUGGUGGCUUGUAUCACAAGAUCCAGAUGACGAAUCAUGGGGUCCCAGAGGUAGAGGGUAGGGAUUCAAAUGUGAGCUUUCCCAACGUAGAGGAGGGUGAAGGAGCUUCCAGUGAUUCCUUGCUUCCACCAGCCAAAUCAAUGGAAGAAACAGCGGAAAACCAAAUUGCAGCCCCCCUCUUAUCCAGUGGAAACCUAAGUGGCAACAAGGUUAGCUUCUGGGAAAAGCUCAAAAAAACCAUGUACCAAAUUGUUGAGGAGUUAAUGGCGCCUCCAACUCUUGCAGCGAUUAUAGGCUUUAUCGUUGGUGCAAUAACAUGGUUGAAAUCAUUAAUUAUCGGAGAGCAGGCCCCUCUUCGUGUUAUCCAAGAUUCCCUCGAAAUAUUAGGAAAUGGCACAAUACCUAGCAUCACCCUUAUUCUAGGUGGAAACUUGACACAAGGGUUUGGCAAGUCUCUCUUAAGGCAUGUGGUUAUUCUAGCAAUUAUCUGUGUGAGGUAUGUGAUCCUUCCCAUCAUCGGGAUUGGGGUUGUCAAAGCAGCAUACGAAGUUGGAUUUCUGCCACAUGAUCCGUUGUACCGUUACGUGCUCAUGAUACAGUUUACUCUCCCACCUGCCAUGAAUAUUGGUACAAUGGCUCAACUGUUUCAUGUUGGUCAGCAGGAGUGCUCUGUUAUCUUCCUAUGGACUUACUUAGCUGCAGCUGUCUCCCUUACAGUCUGGUCAACAGUCUUCAUGUGGAUCUUAGCUUAGACUAAUCAAUUAUUACAUUGAUGACAACCUUUCCAUGCCCUGAGGGUUCUUGGGUGGAAGAAUAAAUUCAAGAGCCUCAUUCUUUCAUCAAUGCCUAUUAACAAGUUUUCAUUGUUUGCGGUAGGAAAAAGGAAGAUCAUUUUUGGCAACUUAUAAUGAACCGAGAUUGUCCCUCAUAACCUUCUGCUAGCAACCAAAGGUUAUUCCAAGUAUCGGGACCUAGAUAAUUAUAGUACUGGCAGUCUCCCUCCUCUCUUAAAGAAAACAAAAGCUAAGCUUAUGUUUGAAGCAAUGGCUUUUUGAAUUUAAACUAGGGAUGCCUACAAGAAGUUUGUCAUUCUUUUUUGUAUAUCAAACUCUCAAUCGCAUAUUUAUAUUGCAUUCUUAAAUAUUUUAUAUAAUUCAUGGUUCCUUCCCCAUCUA
This is a messenger RNA of Phoenix dactylifera (date palm), 2030 nucleotides long. RefSeq names its product protein PIN-LIKES 7-like. Lineage: Eukaryota; Viridiplantae; Streptophyta; Magnoliopsida; Arecales; Arecaceae. Gene Ontology annotation, biological process: endoplasmic reticulum to cytosol auxin transport. Gene Ontology annotation, cellular component: membrane. The record is from RefSeq and is a predicted model, not a curated record.